CUGCGUGUCACGUGACGUUAUUGUUGUCUGUCUGCCUAGAUACACAGCCGCAUUCAACUCGCUCUCGUUAUUUUGUCAGUCUAUAUUUCUCCCACGAUGCCAGGACAGACUGUACAGGUCGUGUUUCAACUCUACAACCUGCCUCCUGGGAUAGAGGCCAUGAUGAGUGCCGACAGUCGGGUUAAAAUCGGGGUUCUGGGUUCGAUCCCCGAACUUGGCUCAUGGAACAUCCCGCAGAUGCUGACUGCCGGGCCGUCGGAGACAGAACAGGACGUGUGGAAGGUGAAGAGUUAUCUGCCCAUAUCGGCCACCUUCAAGUGGUCGUGGCUGGUGACAACGCAUGAUGCACAGGUUUUGUACUGGGACCCAGCAAGAAACAGACAGACAAGUCUGAACUUCUUCAGCGGCACCAUGAAGGUCCGAUGGGGUUUUAAACACACCCAGUUCAUCUCCCGCAUAUGCCGAGCUGACAUCCGCACGCACUACCAGUGUCAGCCAGGAGAGGUGUUGGCUGUGGCGGGUUCUGAGGCCUGUCUGGGGUCCUGGGAACCAAAGAAGGCCAUCCGCGCCAGAGAAUACCCGUCGAAGUCUGGAUACUGGGUUGCCCACACUGUCCUGGAUUGUUCUGUCAACUACCACUGGAAGUGGGUUGUUCUGAUGAGGAGACUGGAGCCGUCAGACGCUGGGAGGAGCGCUGGAACCGCCAUCUGAAGACCAACUGUGAGGAUCUGGUGAUGGACGCCAGAUGGAACUGCGAGUCCUUCAUCCAACACCGGACCCCUGUGUCGCGGUACAGAGACGUGGACAUGACCAAAGUGAACAUCCCCAACUACAGUCUGAUGACGUGUAAUGCUGCUCAGGAUGUUGCAGCGAAAUGGAUCGCAAAUGCUCAGCUGGAAAACAAAUACUUUGCAGUUACCGAGCGAGAAGAGGCUGCCAUGGCCAAGCCGGCUCAAGCACCUUCAAGCCAUGGAACAAAGAAAUCAACAUGGCGCUCUCUGUUCAGCCGACUUCCGGCCCUGGUACCGUUCGUGGGCUUUGUGAUGAUCGGGGCAACAGAGUGGGCUGCAAACAUGAUAUAGAGUUAAGGGGAUGUGGGGAUGGGGUAGGGAUGGGGGAAUGGUGGAUGGGGUGGGGGUGACGGGCAGGCGUGAUGAGGAGGAAGAUGUUCAACAUCCGUGCUCCCAUUGCGCCCAGGUCAAGCAGACUUUCAAGAGUGAUCCCACAGCCAAAUGGGGAACAGAUGGCAAACCUAUUAACAUUAUUUAUCAUAGCAGCGGUUGUUAUAAAUGCUCAUUGCGAAAUUGAAUGUAAAAACAAAAACAGAAACAAAAACGGAAACACGAAAAACAACGUUUUUUGUAUAAACAUAAAUAAUUUAUAUAAUCCAAACAACA
This is a messenger RNA of Haliotis rubra (blacklip abalone), 1397 nucleotides long. RefSeq lists its product as uncharacterized. Gene Ontology annotation, molecular function: starch binding. Lineage: Eukaryota; Metazoa; Mollusca; Gastropoda; Lepetellida; Haliotidae. The transcript has 3 exons. The record is from RefSeq and is a predicted model, not a curated record. The coding region runs from base 97 to 711 and encodes 204 amino acids.